AUGCCAAAGGGAGGAAAGGAAAAAAAACUGAGCUCUGUGCAGCUUCCCAUCAGCAAAUUCCGAAGGAAAUUAGUGGAGACUAUACAAGGCAACAAAUUUGUUGUGGUGACGGGUGAGACGGGAAGCGGGAAAACCACCCAACUUCCCCAAUAUUUAUUUGAAGAAGGGUUUGCCAGGCAUGGCACAAUCGCUGUGACGCAGCCACGGCGCAUGGCUGCCAUAUCUGUGGCCGAAAGAGUGGCAGAGGAGUUAGGCUGCCCAGUGGGAGGCCUUGUGGGAUACCAGGUUCGCUUUGAGGAAUGCAUCUCGGAGGGAACUGCGAUCAAGUAUCUGACGGAUGGGUGCUUGUUAAGGCAGAUCCUGGCGGACCCGCAUCUGACCCAAUACAGCGUCGUUAUUCUAGACGAAGCUCACGAACGGAGUCUCUGCACGGAUAUCCUCUUUGGCCUUUUGAAGCAGCUGUUCCACCAGGAAAAAGAAACCCAACGGAAGGAACCCUUGAAGGUCGUAGUGAUGUCCGCCACCUUGGACGUGGAGAAGUUCUCGGCUUUCUUUGGCCAUUGCUCAGUGGUGGAGAUUCCAGGAAGAAAAUACCUGGUGGAGGAGAUCUUCUGCGAUGCCCUGGGCCCCAGAGAUGCCAACAGCUCUGCCUUCAUCACAGAGACUGUCAAAGUGACCCUGGAUGUCCAUUUGAACGGCUCGGCUGGAGACAUCCUGGUUUUUCUGACAGGGCAGUCGGAGAUUGAAAGAGCUUGCGAGCUUCUCUUCCGGAAAGCCGAAAUGAUAGACUACCGCUUUGACGUAAGAGAUGGCGCCGUGGACGGCUUGCUUAUCUUGCCGUUGUAUGGCUGCAUGCCAACAGCAUAUUUCUUAGGGCAUGAACAGAAGCAGAAGGAAGCUGAGCUACGGCACCAGCAGCUCUCUCUACAAAUGGGAGGAAGCAAUGACUUUACUACUCUCCUGAAUAUCUUUGAGCAAUGCAAAGCAAGCGAGUCUCCAUCGGUUUGGUGCCAAGAAAACUGGGUCCACUGGAGAGCUGUGAAGCUGGCAUUCAGUGUAGAAAGGCAGCUCCGUGAAAUCAUCAACAGGCUGAAACAGCUGCCAGACUUCCUAAAGGAGGACUUUGACGGUUCCCGAAACGAGAUCCUUAGGAGGUGUCUCUGUGCAGGUUAUUUUGCCAACGUGGCCCGGAGGUCUUCAGGGAAGUCUUUUCGCACCAUGGACGGCCAUGGCAGCGUGGCCUAUAUUCAUCCGUCAUCUGCUCUCUAUGAUCAGGAAGACCAGCUGGACUGGAUCCUCUUCCAUGAUGUUGUGGUGACCUCCAAGAUUUACUUAAGGACGGUGUGUCCAAUUCGCUACGCCUGGGUGCAGGAUCUGCUUCCUCGGCUUCACCAGAUCGACGCUUACGAGCUGAGCAGCAUGGCCCGGGAGAACGUGACAGAGGAGGAAAUAGCUAAUUGGAGGAGGAAGGAAGACCUCAAAAGACAGAAUGAAAAGGCACCAGGUGAACCUGCCAGGAAGACGGAGAAGCGGAACGAUGAGCAGUCGAUCAGAGAUGCUCGCGCCCGGUACCUGGAGAGGAAGCAGCAAAGAAUACAAGGAUCCAGCAGUUCUUCUAAGGACUCCAGCUAGGCCUGUCAACCCUGCAGCCAUUGCCAUCAAUCUGAUUCCCAUUGGGAUCAUUCGCAUUUGGGACAAGAGUGUACAGGGUUGGUCCUAACCGGGAGGAAAAGUAGAGGAUCCAGGACCCACAAACAUUGGAAGAAUCACUUUAUCCCAGUAGGGGAAUAAAUACGAUCUGGUAUAUGAUGACAAUCAGUUAUUAUUGGGCACACUGACGAUAUAUCUGAAUAAAACUCCACAUUGGCGACAGGAAGGGCAUCCGGCCAUUAAAACACUCUGCUUGCUCCAUUCAGUUGCCCAGGCUCCACCCCGCAAGGGAUUAUGGGGUCGUUAAAAUGAAGAUGAUAUGAUGACAAUCAGUAGGAAUGAAGCUGUUAGUGGGAAUUUGUGAGAAUUUCUGCUUUCCUACUGAGGCCAUUGUCCCUUGCAGUUUCCAUUUUGAGGGAUCAGUGUUAUAUCUUACCCUCUAGGUUGGUCGCUAAGAGGCAGGUGAGGCUGUUUGGAUUGCAUUGGUCCCAAACU
Notechis scutatus (mainland tiger snake) is the source of this 2145-nucleotide messenger RNA. The record is from RefSeq and is a predicted model, not a curated record. NCBI's taxonomy places the organism in Eukaryota, Metazoa, Chordata, Lepidosauria, Squamata, Elapidae.